Penicillium subrubescens is the source of this 1230-nucleotide messenger RNA. RefSeq lists its product as uncharacterized. Gene Ontology annotation, cellular component: mRNA cleavage and polyadenylation specificity factor complex. The record is from RefSeq and is a predicted model, not a curated record. Gene Ontology annotation, molecular function: mRNA binding. The transcript has 3 exons. Gene Ontology annotation, biological process: mRNA alternative polyadenylation. Lineage: Eukaryota; Fungi; Ascomycota; Eurotiomycetes; Eurotiales; Aspergillaceae. The coding region runs from base 1 to 1230 and encodes 409 amino acids.
AUGGCGACAGAGGAUGACAAUUUCGAUAUUGACAUCUAUGGGGAUGGCGGAGGCUUCAGUGCAAACGAUCAGGGCGAUGCGAAACAGGAAGGUGAUGACCUCGACCUAGAUAUCCCGGAGCCUGAAGGGCAGGCAACGACAAACGAUACGAAUGAUACGUCCACGCUCGAGCCCUCUUCUACUUCAAAAGCUCAGACUGAACCUCUUCACUCCUCCAACUCUACACAUCACUCUCUCCCUUCACAAGCUUCCCACAUUCCACACUCUACGAACGGCGACCACACCAUGUCGCAAGAACAACUCUCUACUCAAGACGCCAUGAGCGCACCUCACGGUAUCAAGCGCAAGGACUACGAGGAUCGCCCCACCGACCCCGAUGCGACCACUGCACUGGUCAUCUCCGACCUCUACUGGUGGACCACCGACGACGACAUCCGCGGCUGGGUGAAUUCGGCUCACGCAGAGGAUGAGCUCAAGGAAGUGACUUUCAACGAGCACAAGGUGAAUGGCAAGAGCAAGGGUCAAGCCUUUGUAGAAUUCACCACCACUCAGGCCGCAACGGCCACUAAGCACUAUCUUGAGACCGCAUCCGGUCUGAAGCACACUGCGCAGUAUGCCAGUGCGCAAAUGAACCCCUUCAAGACGCACCCCAAGGACGCCUUGAUGCGCAAGGAUGGCUCCCGCGGCAAUGCCAGCUUCAACUCCGGCGGCAACCAGAACAUGAACUUCGGCGGCGGCGGCAAUAUGAACAUGGGCGGUUACCGCGGCCGCGGCGGCUACAACAACAACCGCGGACCUGGCAACAUGGGCGGUUUCAACAACCGCAACAACUUCAACAACAUGGGCGGUUUCCAGGGUGGCAACGCACCCGCCGCCGGUGGCAUGAUGGGCGGCUUCCAGGCCGGACCCAUGGGCAUGCAAAACUUCGGGUUCAACAACCGCGGCGGCAUGAUGAACAACAUGCGCGGCGGCCCCGGUGGCAUGCGUGGCGGCCGAGGGGGAAACAUGGCCGGAGCUGGCAUGAUGAUGCCCGGUAUGAACCCAAUGGGCGGCAUGGGCAUGAACCCCAUGGCCGGAGGAGGCAUGAACCCCAUGAUGGGCAACAUGGGUGGCAACAUGGGAAUGCAGGGCCCCAACCCGGCAUUCAACCAGAACUUCUUCGGCGGUGCCAACCAGGGGGGCGACGGCACCUGGAACCCUCACGGCGCCAAGCGCAGUCGCCAGGAGUAA